Molecule: messenger RNA, 2639 nt
Organism: Solanum dulcamara
Lineage: Eukaryota; Viridiplantae; Streptophyta; Magnoliopsida; Solanales; Solanaceae
Exons: 16
Coding region: 119-2302 (727 amino acids)
Biological process (GO): N-terminal peptidyl-methionine acetylation
Cellular component (GO): NatC complex
Source: RefSeq, a predicted model, not a curated record
UCUUUUUUCCCCCAAAACUGUGAUAGUAAUCACUGUUUUAGUUUCAAGAAUCUCAACUUUCUGAAUUCAUUAAACAAUUUAGCUCAGACCCAGAUAGGUUUUUUUCACUUUGAUAAACAUGGCUGAUGUUUCUGAAGCUGAAGGAGAUAGAGAAGUACCAAUUUGCCCUUCAAUCCCUUCUGGUGAACAAACGGUUUGGGCUGAUGCUUCAACCCUUCUACAGCUCGCCUGUAAUGAUCUUCGAGAUGGAGAGCUGAUACAUGGGGAGAAAUUUAAUCUUUUUGCUGCCAUGUCGGCGUUAGAGAUAAUGGACCCAAAGAUGGAUUCAGGCAUGGUACGCACAUACUAUUCAGUAGAUGAAGCUAUUGAGUAUGGUGCUGCUCCUAUUCCUUUGAGUUUUGACAAAACAGUUGAUGUUCAAGGUAUCAUUGAUAUCAUGGAUCAUCUUCUUGCUUGUGAGGUAACAUGGCAUAAAGGUUGUUCACUGGCUCAAACUGUUUUUUCUUGCUUAUACCUUUUGAGGCCUGAUAGAACGUCAUCGCAUGCGCUACUACAUUCAUAUUGCAGAGUCAUGCGUGCAACCUGCAAUGCGGUUGUUUGCACAGUCUCAGAUACACGCACAAAUGAAGAGGAAGAUCUCUUCACUAUGACACAUGGCCUUCCUCUAAAGGUAGAUGGAGAUGAAAAAUGUUUGACAAUGCUACAUGCAGUCGAAGAAACAAUUGCUCGUCAAUUACGGGCUUGUAAAGCUACAUUGUCUAAGAAGAGAGUUACAGAAGAUAUAGAACCAUUACAAAAUAACCCUGAUUUGGAGGAAGGAUUCUGCAAAUCUUUGUUAUGCCGAUUACGUUUUCGUAAGCACUUUUACCAUGUUGUGACAAAUAUGAAGAGACCACAAGGCAGAGGUUUGGAAUUGGCAAAGAAACAUAUUGCUUGUUGCUUUGAAGAGGUAGAAUCAAUGAUUAAGUCAGCAGAAUUCUUGAGGUCUAUCAAUGCACCAGGAACUUUGGAAGAUGGAAAGAAAAAUGAAACAACUGCUUCAGGUUGUCAACCUGUUGGGUUUGAUUCUACCUUAAAUAGUAGAUUAUCGGCUCCAACUCCACCUCGUGCUAUCGAGACAAUUAGCUGGAAGAAGGCAACUGAAUAUUUCCAAAAGCUACUUCAUGAGCUAGAGAUCAUAUGUUCCUACAAUUUAGAUCCAGUCUUUGAAGGUGUUUUACGAUUUGUGGUCGAGUUUCAAAAGUUUCAACCAGAAUUGGUUGCUAGAGCUCAUCUCCAGCAUUUGCUGGUUCAAGAUGGGAAGCUUUAUGGGCGUGAUUCUGUCUUUGCUGUGAUUUGUAAAGCUUCUUUGUUACCUGAGGUGGCGAAGCACCAUGAUAUUCAGAAGAACGAAACUGUUGUACAGCUUGGGCAAUUGUUAAUCACUUUGCUUCGAGUUCUUUGUACCAACAUUUCCUGGCAAAGGCGUAAACUUGGAAAGAUUUUGCAAGAUUGGCGCAUUAUACACGUACAGCUGGAACUGGCUUUUAGGAAAGAGUGCGGAGAUUUCUCAGCCACUUCAAGUAAUGAGAAUAUUUGCAUGAAGAUAUGCAGACACAUUCUCAUAUGGGUGGAGGAGCAAACAUACUGGAUUGCUUUCCGUUUCCUGAUGUUGGGAUUUGAAUUAGACUUGUAUUCUACUGGUGAAUAUUGUAUGGUCUAUUGGUACAUGUAUAUUAUCCUGAUCAAGCUUGCGGAGAAAACACAUAUGAGGGUAAUGACCAGCAAUGAAAUCGGUAAAAGGAAAGGGAAGAAGAAAAGAGAUUUGGUGAAAGAUGGGGGAAAAGAUUAUCAACUCCCACCUGCAAUUUUGCUUCUUCAGUGCCAUGUAUAUCUUGCUGAAGGUCUUACCAUGAUGCUUGCAGCUUUGAGGAAUGAACGGCAAAUCUAUCUCAGCACAGGACCUUUCAACAGUGAGCAUGAGAGGUUUGUCCAGCACUUUGAGUUGCUUCUGAAAGCUUGCUUGCCCGAUCAUGUCUCAUAUUAUUCAUUCGAGGAGACAACUGUUCAUGCUCGUCUAUCUAACAUGUCUAUGUACAACUGCUUCAAAGAAACUCAGAGAAUAGCAAAGGAGCUAAGGAGCAAUUUUGCUAAUGAUUCGGAUAAAAUGGCAGAGCUUCGUCGUAUAGAACAGGUAGCUGAACAUAACAGUGUUGCGCUGAGUCUUAUUUCCCGGCUAGGUGCUGUUGACGCAUCACUUAAGGUUCAAUUCGAGUUCAGCCACCAUCCUUUCUUUGCCACUGCUGUUGUGAAGAGAUCUUGAAGAUGAACUACUUUUCAUCUCCAAAUUUUGUCAUCAUUUCACUGUUGUGAAGAGAUCUUGAAAGUGAGAAUCUUCUCUUGAUCUCCAGUUUUGAAGUAUUCUUAGGUCUCAUUGGAUGAUGUAGUCCAUUUUUUCUUUGAUAUCUACAUUUUUUUCUUUUCAUUUAUUUAUUUAUUUAUUUAUCAUUUCCAAUGAUGUAAUAUUGUAAUUUGGGGAAAGGAACAAUCAAAUACUUCAUGUAAAAUAUAGCCAUCCAGUGUGGGACAUAUGAGGCUUUGCUAGAUCAUAUAAAUAUUGUGUUUUGAAAAUAAUACAGAACCUUGUUAAAAACCCAAAA